This is a messenger RNA of Armigeres subalbatus, 4053 nucleotides long. RefSeq lists its product as uncharacterized. Gene Ontology annotation, molecular function: nucleic acid binding; zinc ion binding. Bases 1 to 4053 code for a protein of 1350 amino acids. NCBI's taxonomy places the organism in Eukaryota, Metazoa, Arthropoda, Insecta, Diptera, Culicidae. Gene Ontology annotation, biological process: DNA integration. The transcript has 2 exons. The record is from RefSeq and is a predicted model, not a curated record.
AUGGGUACCAGAUUGGACUUGGCGACUUUAGGGCAGUGGGAAACCCACCACAACAGCAAGGAAGUGACGAAGUACACAGACUUGAUGGACUUCCUCAAAAGCCAUUGUUCUGUAUUGCAGUCUGUGGUGCCGGUCAAUCCCAUUAGCUCCAACCAGCAACGAUCAACACGUCCGGCAAUUUGCCACACAACAGUUAAAUCGGUGGCGAAAUGCUGGUUUUGCAACGAGCCGCGCCAUUCCGUGUUCCAGUGCGUCAGAUUCCAGCGUAUGAGCGUGUCGGACAGAAUUGAGGCCGCCAACAGGAACAAACUCUGUCGAAAUUGUUUAUAUCCGGGUCAUUUUGCCAGAACGUGCGAGAAGGGAACGUGUCGUCAGUGUCGUCAGAAGCAUCACACACUGCUGCACACUGAACAGUCUAGAUCCUCCGAUCCACCCACGCAGUCAAGACCUCUGACAGUCAACCAACAACACAGACAGCCACAACAGCGAUUUACACCACCGAACCAACAGACUCGGACCGCUAACACUGGCAUUACACAAGACUCACACACACAGCCAGCCACAGAACACGCCACCACAAGCCAAACACAUGUAGCCUUCCCCAUAACACCGACGCAAAACAUAAUUUUAUCCACCGCAUUGGUCAGCGUUAAAGACCGCUACGGCAAAUCCGUGCUUGCCCGAGCGUUGCUGGAUUCGUGCUCGCAGCACUGUCUAAUGACUUCAAGUUUCGCUAGCAAACUAAGGCUAGAUGAAAUGCCAGUCUAUUUGGCGAUUCAAGGCAUUGGAUCGUCUCAAAUUGCUUCCACCAGGCUGGUUACCGCCGUAGUGAGUCCUAGAUCGUUAAAUAUUUCAUCGUUCGUCGAAGAGAUGCAGUUCCACGUGCUGCCGGAGCUCACCGUGUCACUGCCUAUGGCAAGCUUCUCUGUUGCAACGUGGAAUAUCCCAGAUUCGACGCUUCUUGCGGAUCCCAGAUUCUUCGAAACAGGACCGAUCGACCUUAUCAUCGGAGCUGAAUAUUACAUGGAGCUGCUAAAGGAGGAAAGACGGAAGGUUACGGAUGAUGGUCCGACAAUGCAAGACACUGUAUUAGGAUGGAUUAUUUCUGGUCGUGUUCCUGAAGGUCCUGUUAGUGCUUCAUACUCAGUGGUGCACGUGUGCUCAACGGCGGAGGUACAGGAUCAGCUGUCAAGGUUCUGGGAAGUGGAAGCUUGUCAUUCAGCUAGUACACUUUCGGUCGAAGAGUCGGCCUGCGAGGAAUUCUUCGACAGAACAACGUUCAGAAACGAAGAAGGAAGAUACGUGGUUACAUUGCCGAAGAAAGAAGGAAUAAUCCAGCAAUUAGGCGAGUCAAGAUCAACAGCAGUCAAGCGUUUCAUGGGGAUGGAACGGAGGUUCGCAAUGAAUCCGGAGUUGAAGGCAUAUUACACGGAGUUCAUGGGCGAAUAUUUGGCCAUGGGUCACAUGCGAGAGCUUUCCGAGGAAGAAAUGAGUGCGUCGUCAUAUUACUUGCCUCAUCAUGCUGUUUUGAAGCCGGACAGCACUACGACAAAGUUACGAGUAGUUUUCGAUGCGUCGUGUCGGACAUCUAGCGGCAUUUCCCUGAACGAUGCUUUGAUGGUGGGACCCGUUGUUCAGGACAUGAUAGUAGACAUUGCACUCCGCUUUCGAACACACCGAUUCGCUCUCGUAGGAGACGUUGCCAAAAUGUAUCGUAUGAUACUGUUGAAUCCUGCCGAUCAGCAGCUGCAGAAGAUCGUAUGGAGAAAUAGUGCAGCGGAACCAAUUCGAACAUUCGCUCUUGUCACGGUUACGUACGGUACGGCAUCAGCUCCUUACUUAGCCACAAAGUGUCUGCAGCGCCUGUCAGACGAAGGACAAGGUGCAUACCCCAGAGCUGCCAAGCUCCUCAGGAAGGAUUUCUACGUGGAUGAUAUGCUGUCUGGUGUAGAUAAUAUCGAAGAAGGGAAAGAGCUCAUCGGCCAGAUGAUAGGAUUGCUACAAUCUGCUGGAUUCUCUCUGCGAAAGUGGAACUCUAACAGCAAAGAAUUGCUGUCAGCGGUGCCGGAGGAAUUGAGGGACGAGCGUUCGAUUUUGGAAUUGGAUUCAUCGACCUCUGCUGUGAAAACUCUUGGUUUGACCUGGGAGCCCAACACCGACUGCUUUCGGUUUAGUUCGCCAGAAUGGGACGAGUCUGCAGAAAUUACCAAGAGAAGUGCCCUGUUGGAUGCGUCCCGACUGUUCGACCCGCUGGGUCUAGUAGGCCCGGUCAUCGUUCAAGCAAAGAUUUUCCUGCAGGAGCUCUGGAAAUACGACUGCGAGUGGGACGAUCCUUUGAACACACCAUUACAAGAGCAGUGGCGUGAAUACCGGCGGAAUUUGGUAGGUCUAGGCGAAAUCGCUGUCCCACGAUGGAUAGAGCUGUCGUCGGCACUACUACUGGUACACCUGUAUGAAAAGGUCGCCAAAAACAUCCACAUUGUCGCCAGGCGUUACUUCUGGACCGAUUCAACCAUUGUCGUUUGCUGGUUGUCAUCGUCGCCCUCAAGAUGGAAGCAGUUUGUGGCGAAUCGCGUCUCCGAAAUUCAGCAUGUUACGAAGGAUGGUGAAUGGAACCACGUUGCUGGAGAAGACAAUCCUGCAGAUAUUAUUUCCCGUGGCAUGUCCCCGACACAACUGCAGUACGAAGCGCGCUGGUUCCACGGACCGAGUUGGCUGAUGUUGGAUCGGCAAUUCUGGCCUGAUUCCAAGCAGAUCGACGAGAGCACCAUCGACAAAGUGAAUUUGGAAGAAAAGGCUGUCGUCGCUGUUCUUCCAGCCGUUUCACCAAGUGAGAUUUUUGGCCUUCGUUCGUCGCUAGCAGACCUGGUGCGGUUGACAGCCUAUAUCCGUCGAUUCAAAUGGAAUUCUUCACCAGAAAAUCGGUUAGACAAGAAAGUUGGCUACAUCACUUCUCAGGAGUACAACGAAGCCCUGAAAGGACUGGUAAAGCAAUCCCAGCGAGAAAGUUUUGCUCAGGAGUUUGGGGACAUCGCUAAGUAUGAGCAGGUACAAGACUCGUCGAGAAUAGCUGGACUAAACCCGCAACUUGUUGGAGGGAUAUUGUGUGUUGGCGGCCGGUUGAAGAAUGCAGUAAUUCCAGACAGUCGGAUGCAUCCGUUUAUUCUCGACCACCGACAUCCCUUCACAAGAAUAGUCGUCGAGUACUAUCAUCGCAAAUACUUCCACGCUGGUCAACAACAAAUUGUAUCAACAGUUCGGGAACAGUUCUGGCCCACAAGCGUCAGGAAUCUCGCAAGGCAAGUGAUCCAUGGGUGUGUGCAAUGCUUCCGUGCGAAGCCUAAAAUUCAGGAUCAACUGAUGGCAGAUUUACCUCCGGAACGAGUGCGGCCAUGUUCCCCUUUUCAGAAGGUCGGAGUCGACUACUGUGGUCCAUUCUACGUAUUAUAUCCACAACGUCGAGCACGACCAAUCAAGUGCUUCGUGGCAGUGUAUGUGUGCCUAGUUACCAAGGCAGUACAUUUGGAACUAGCUGCAGAUUUGACGACACAGGCCUUCCUUGCGACAUUGCACCGAUUUUCGGCACGUCGUGGCAAGCCGUCGCUCAUAAUGUGUGAUAACGCGACAAACUUCGUUGGCGCCAGGCGAAAGCUGGAUGAGCUUGCCCAGCUGUUCGCUAGUCAGCAAUUCUCCGAUGCAGUAUUACGUCAAGCAGCAGAAGAACGAAUCGAGUUUCGGUUCAUUCCAGCGCGAUCUCCGAACUUUGGAGGGCUGUGGGAAUCAGCGGUAAAGUCUUUCAAAAUUCUCUUCAAGCGGACUAUUGGCACACGUGCCCUGGAGUACGACAAGAUGCAAACGGUUCUGACCCAGACAGAAGCAAUCCUGAAUUCUAGGCCACUGACUCCAAUCAGUAACGAUCCAGACGAUUUCGAAGCCCUCACGCCAGGGCAUUUCUUGAUUCAGAGGCCACUGGUGGCCAUACCAGAACCUGAUCUUGGUGGUGUACCAGACUUUCGGCUUGGGUGCGAGAUUUCACCCAACAAUUGUGGAUAA